AGCAUCACAGACCAUCAGAGUUCCAGUUCCAGCUGGAAGUCAGGAAGACUCACGCACAACUUGUCUGUUCAGGUGCUGACGGGUACGGUUGGAGAAAUAUCUUCAGGUACCAUGGAGAUAGCUGCUCUGGGUCGACCUUUCACCCUAGGAAUGCUCUACGAUGCUCGGAAAGAUCAACUGAUCCCAGGUUUGACUUUGGAUGAUAAAACUCUAAAAGACAAUACAGUUGUAAGCUAUCAGCACGGCAGUGCAUUUGAAAUUUCUACAUCAGACUCCAUUGAAUCCAAGUCCUUUCUGCUGGAUGUUGAUGCUUCUCUGAAGGUCAGUUUCAUGAGUGGACUGAUUGAAGUUGGAGGAUCUGCCAAGUAUCUGAAUGAUAAGAAGAAAUCCAAGAAUCAGAGGAGAGUUACGUUUCAGUACAAAGCCACCACCAACUUCAAGCAGUUGUCAAUGAUCGACCAUUUAACCAUGAGUACCAAACAGACAGAUGUUAUUCAGAAGGGCUCUGCAACUCAUGUAGUCACAGGCAUCCUUUAUGGGGCAAACGCUUUCUUUGUGUUUGACAGUGAGAAGUUAGACGCCAGCAGUGUUCAGAACAUCAAGGGCAAAAUGGAAGCUGUGAUAAAGAAGAUUCCCUCAUUCAAUGUUGAGGGGAAAGUUGACAUCAAACUGAAUGAAGAAGAAAAAGCUUUGGCUGAUAAAUUCUCCUGCAAAUUCUACGGAGACUUCAUUCUUGAAAGCAACCCUACAACAUUUGUAGAUGCAGUGAAGACCUACGUACAACUUCCAAAGCUGCUGGGAGAAAGUGGAGAGAACAGUGUUCCACUGAAGGUCUGGCUGAUGCCACUGAAGAAUUUAGUUCGCAAAGCUGCUGAGCUGGUGAGUGGGAUCAGUGUUGGACUAGUGAGAAAGGCUCAAAAUGCUCUGGAGGACCUACAUCAUCUGGAAAAAUUAUGCAACGAUUUGCUGGAAGACAAAGUGGUUCAAGAUUUUCCACCAAUCAAAGAAAAGUUGAGAAGUUUCCAGAAACUGUGUCAUUACUAUGCAGCUAACCUCAGACAGACAAUGGAGAAAAAAGUUCCUUCCAUCCGCGAUGGUAAAGAAGGCGAGAGCGAAUUAGAAAAAGUCUUUGAAGACAGAAACAAGUCACCGUUCAGCCAUGAGAAACUAAGCAAGUGGAUGGAAGAUAAAAAGAGAGAAAUCAACAUCAUCAGGUCCUGUGUAGAGAUGAUGGAGGGAACAAAGAUCGUCCACAGUCAGUCAGAGUUGGACAGAGAGGUUCUUGGUGUAGAGGAGGCUCUGUGCUUUGUUUUCACUUCCCUGGAAAGUGCUGACCCCUGCCUUGAUGAAAUGGCCAAAUACUUUGAGUCAGUUAAGUUAGAAUCUUCCAAUGAAGAGCCGUGGUACUACUCAGAUGAAGUUUUAAUCAAAAUGAGAGAAAAGGCCAAAGCUUUCCAGGAUCUUACCAAAACACUGAAGAACAACAGCCAAUUCUGUUUCCUCAUAGCAGCCACUGACAAUAAGAAAAACACAGGAGCAACCAUCUACCAUUACAGGAAGGGCAUUCUGGUGACUAAUGCAUUUUUCACCCUCCCUCCUGUGGAGACAAUUGCCAACAAAAGAGAUUUGAUCUGGUAUUCCUGUGAUCUCACUCUGGACCCAGACACUGCGCACAACCACCUCACUCUGUCUAAGGGGAACAAGAAGGCAACAUGUGGAGCAAGGCAGUCGUAUCCUGACCUCCCGCAGAGAUUUGAUUAUUACGCUCAGGUUUUGUGCAGAGAGGGGCUGACUGGGCGCUCCUACUGGGAGGUGGAGUGGAGUACUGGCUCAGUUGAAGGGGUUGCUGUUGGUGUUACCUACAAAGGCCUGUUUAGGAAAGGAAACUUUAGCCAGUGUGGACUUGGACGCAAUAUUAUGUCCUGGAGUUUAGACCACACAGGGUCCCCACCAGGUGAUACUCUCUGUGCAUGGCAUAAUAGUCAGUCCCAAAAUAUUUCUGUUCCUGCUACUGGCAGCACUCGACUGGGAGUGUAUCUGGACUGGCCUGCUGGCAGUCUGUCCUUCUAUAAUGUCUCAGGUGACACACUGAGUCACCUCCACACCUUCCGCAACAAAUUCUCUGAGCCAGUUUAUCCAGGCUUUGGGACUUUCUAUGAACACAACUACGUACUCCUGUGUCUGUAAUCUGCACCACAUGAUUCACUUCAAGUUCAGUUCAGUUUGAUCACAAAAUGAUUGUUUCAUACGUUGUUAUUGUGAAGCACCAUUAUGAUAGUCACAUAACAAUUUAAUAUAAAGCUUCCUACUAAAUAUAGCCCUCCCACUCAUCCAUAUUAUAAUUAUUGUCAUUUUUAUUUAUUGUUCAAUCACAAAUCAUUUUGUGGAUUCGUAGUCAGACUGUGUACUUUGUUCUCACCUUUUUUCCCUCACCAGUUCUGUCUUCAGUGUAGCAGUACCAUCAGUGGACAUAAAUACCUGUGUUGAACAGUUUAAUUGUUUUUCUGUUCAUUUUAAGCUACUUUUAUAUUAUUAGUGCAUUUCAGCUCUCAUUGUGCUGCACAUAGAUUUAUUUUAAAUAGCUUGUUCUAAAGGUAAGUAAGUAAGUGGUUCAAGACAGCUCAUUAAUGUUGAAGGAUGCUUGAUCUUUCUUUCAAAAGUUAAUAUGCAACAGAAACACAAAGAAGCACAAAGCCACAUUUCUUCCAAGCAUUUUUAUGUGAAUUAUAUAAUUAGAAAAGCUGCAUGGAAGCUACAGAAUUCAACAAAACUAUUACAAUGUCCCUAAAAAGAUUUUACACUUUGUUAAUAAAGGAUGCUGAUGUGUGGGCUCUACUUCUUUUUCUCUGCUGCUACUUCUUGUAGUUUGAGUAAGCAGGAAGAGGCGGAGUUCUGCGACCUUUUUACCGUCCUGGAAAGAUUUUUUUCAUGCAGUACUUCAGGACACACCUCUGUUUUCCUUAAUAUUUUAUUUUUAAGUGCAUUUUCUCUUCUCUCCAGCAGUGUGUACUUUCCUGUAUAUUAACAUAAAAUAUGAUAUACCACUGCAAUUAUGUCUGCAGACAGUUAUAUACAGUAUUUACUCAACUUAUUAUUAAAAAUAAAUUGACAGAUCAUUA
Messenger RNA from Micropterus dolomieu (smallmouth bass), 3119 nucleotides. RefSeq names its product neoverrucotoxin subunit beta-like. The record is from RefSeq and is a predicted model, not a curated record. Gene Ontology annotation, molecular function: protein binding. Bases 112 to 2187 code for a protein of 691 amino acids. The transcript has 4 exons. NCBI's taxonomy places the organism in Eukaryota, Metazoa, Chordata, Actinopteri, Centrarchiformes, Centrarchidae.